Molecule: messenger RNA, 861 nt
Organism: Adineta ricciae
Lineage: Eukaryota; Metazoa; Rotifera; Eurotatoria; Adinetida; Adinetidae
Source: the annotation of a GenBank genome assembly
AUGAAUAUUUUGAAAGAAUCACUACUUUCCUCGUCGAAAAGCAACUCUUCAUCAACAAAAUCUCGGAAACUUCGACAAAACCAUUCGAGAAACAGCAGACUUAAUCAAGAUAACGAUCUUUCAUCCGAGGCUCUUCUAUCUCCCUUGGAAAAUGGCGAUCAUAGUAUUGAAUUAGGAUCAAUUGAUUCUGAUAACGAUGAUAAUAAUGAUGACAAAGCUCAGGCGCCCACUCGACAUCUUGUUCGUUCACGGCAUAGUGGUAAACAAUCAUCAAUACCAGUAGCACAUGGCGGUGGGUCAAUCGUUAUCAUUGAAAAGCCCAUUCGAGCCAAUGAAACUCUUCAAGCAUUUGCUAUCCGAUAUCGAGUGCCCGUUUCUCAAUUAAAACGUUUGAAUAAUUUACAAAAUGAUCAAGAUUUCUACGCUUUAAAAUAUUGUCGAGUGCCUGUGCGUCGUUUUGGUUUAUUGCAUGAAAUAUCCGACACACCAUCCACGAUCGUUGACCUAAAUGAACAAUCAACAACGAGUACAUCUUCAACACUUCUAACACACUUGUCUCAACACAAUCAUCAUGCUUUUCUCAAUGCCAUGGAUCAGGAUUUAGCAUCAAUGCGUGCAAAAGUUGAACAUUUAAUUGACACUCCUUCCGUGACAUUGAUUCCUAAUCAACCAAUCAAUCCAGUGGUCAUGAAAUCAACAAGGAAGCCUAAAACUGACUUCACUUGCGAUGGUGCUGAUUGUGGUUGUAAGUUUUGUCAUAUUAUUGGUGCUAUUAUUCUUAUUGCAUUACUUGUUCCUGUUAUAUACGUAUAUAUUUACAUCAAAUCGCCACUUACGAUUAUCGGACAUUUACCAGGCUGA